GUCGCUGGAACUAGCUGGGCGCACCGAACAUCAAGCUAUUUACUCGCAACGGAGCUUGGGAAACCGAGCCAAUGACUAUAUAAAUGUGACACGAACACCAGCACCACGGACUUCUUGUGGGACAAGCGUACAGGGCUCGCUGCUAAAACGAUGCCUCACACCAGACGGUACACGUCCUCGGAGAGAGACAGUCGCAGCAGCUACAAUGGUCGUUACAGAGAGAAAGAAAAGGAGAGAUGGCGCAGGCACCGGCACAGAAGAUCACCCUCUUACUCUUCGAGCAGUGACAGAGAUAGAGAUCGGGACCGAAGGGGACGGGGACAGAGACACGAUGCGAGUUAUGUACGCCCAAGGAGUCGGAGCUACGACAAUCGCUCGGCCGAGCAGCACCGGCCAUUUGACAGAAGAUACUGCGAGGGAUACAGACGCUUGGAUCAGAGCCGAGAUGACGCUCGCGACCACGACAGAGAAAGGGAGCCGCACGGAGCGGCGGAAAGUUACUAUCCCCGCGAGUUCUCGCCGACCAUGUACGACUACCGACGGGGCCGAGAAAAGGAACGGCAGCGGGCUGAUUCGUACAGGCGAAAGGGCAGCAGGCGUAAGCACAAACGAAGGCGGCGUAGAACCAGGUCCUAUAGCCCAUCGUCCUCGCGGAGCAACAGCCGGACGCGGGCACUGAGUGUGAGGGACGACGAGGAAGGGCACCUGAUCUGUCGGAGUGGGGACGUCCUGCAAGAGAGAUAUGAGAUUGUCAGCACUUUGGGCGAAGGCACCUUUGGGCGGGUGAUGCGGUGCCUCGACCAUCGCAGAGGCGCAUCCAGCGUUGCUUUGAAAAUUAUCAAGAAUGUGGAAAAGUACAAGGAAGCGGCUCGCCUGGAGAUCAACGUGCUGGAGAAGAUCAACGAGAAGGACCCCGAAAAUAAAUACCUGUGCGUGCAGAUGUACGACUGGUUUGACUACCACGGUCACAUGUGCAUCUCCUUUGAGCUGCUUGCGCUCAGCACCUUCGAUUUCCUCAAAGAGAACAACUACCUGCCGUACUCCAUUGGCCAAGUCAGACACAUGGCCUACCAAGUCUGUCUGGCUGUCAAGUUUCUCCAUGACAAUAAGCUGACGCACACAGACCUCAAGCCAGAGAACAUCCUUUUUGUCAACUCGGAUUUUACCAUGUCCUACAAUGUGGAGAAGAAACGAGAAGAAAGGACGGUUAAGAGCACAGCUGUACGUGUGGUGGACUUUGGCAGCGCCACUUUUGACCACGAGCAUCACAGCACUAUCGUGUCCACCAGGCAUUACCGAGCCCCCGAGGUCAUUUUAGAAAUGGGCUGGAGCCAUCCUUGUGACGUUUGGAGUAUUGGUUGUAUCCUGUUUGAGUACUACCUGGGCUUCACCCUGUUUCAGACUCAUGACAACAGGGAACAUUUGGCCAUGAUGGAGAGGAUCCUUGGACCCGUGCCAUCCAGAAUGAUCCGCAAGACCAGAAAGCAGAAGUAUUUCUACCGAGGCCGUCUUGACUGGGACGAGAGCUCCUCAGCGGGGAAGUACGUCCGGGAAAACUGCAAACCUCUCCGGCGAUACUUGCUCUCGGAGGCCGAGGAGCACCACCAGUUGUUUGACCUCAUCGAAAGCAUGCUGGAGUAUGAGCCCUCCAAGAGGCUGCUUCUCGCCGACUCGCUCAAGCACCCGUUCUUUGACUUUGGGGGGAGCGGCGAGGCAACGGGCGGGAAGAGCUGGGAAGCCAACCGCGACAUCAGCCGGUGAUCCGCGGCCGUCUGGCACGGCGGAAUUUUUUUUCGACGCGGAGCAGGUGAAGUCGGACGCUUUCGCUCGGUCGCCGUUCAAGCG
Molecule: messenger RNA, 1845 nt
Organism: Hippocampus comes (tiger tail seahorse)
Lineage: Eukaryota; Metazoa; Chordata; Actinopteri; Syngnathiformes; Syngnathidae
Gene: clk2a
Product: CDC-like kinase 2a
Exons: 13
Coding region: 151-1761 (536 amino acids)
Biological process (GO): regulation of RNA splicing; peptidyl-tyrosine phosphorylation
Cellular component (GO): nucleus
Molecular function (GO): protein serine/threonine kinase activity; ATP binding; protein tyrosine kinase activity
Source: RefSeq, a predicted model, not a curated record